This is a messenger RNA of Uloborus diversus, 2380 nucleotides long. Its product is annotated as calpain-9-like. Lineage: Eukaryota; Metazoa; Arthropoda; Arachnida; Araneae; Uloboridae. Gene Ontology annotation, molecular function: calcium-dependent cysteine-type endopeptidase activity. Gene Ontology annotation, cellular component: cytoplasm. Gene Ontology annotation, biological process: proteolysis. The coding region runs from base 1 to 2100 and encodes 699 amino acids. The record is from RefSeq and is a predicted model, not a curated record. The transcript is spliced from 18 exons.
AUGGGUCAGUCUGUGGCUGAUCCGCCCGACGAGCACCCCCCGGAGAAUGGACGGCUCCCCCACAGACCCCGAAGCCACUGCAGUGGCACCGCCCCUGCCCCCCUCGGGUUCCACUACCUCCGCAGGCUGUGCAGGGAGAGGGGAAUCCUCUUCGAAGACCCCGAGUUCAAUGGAACGGGCACUAGAAUACCCAGCAGCAAGCACAGAUCUCAAUGCUCGACAGUCACGUGGAUGCGACCCUACGAAAUUUGUGCAAGACCAAAGUUUGUAUCCGAAAGCACUGCACGUUUUGAUAUCGAGCAGGGGGAACUAGGAGAUUAUAGUCUUGUGGCAGCAGUGUCUUGCCUGACCAUGACACCUCGGUUCCUGGAACGAGUAGUUCCACCAGAUCAGAACUUUCAUCAAGGCUACUGUGGAAUCUUCCGGUUUAGGUUCUGGAGGUUCGGGGACUGGGUGGAGGUGGUCGUCGACGACCGGCUGCCCACAGCGAAGGGAAGACCAUUGUUCCUAAGGUCAACGGAUCCUACAGAAUUCUGGCCUGCCUUGCUCGAAAAAGCCUACGCUAAAUUCUAUUGCGGUUAUGGCAACCUCCAAGGAGGAAAAACUUCUCAAACCUUACAAGAUCUUACUGGAGGAGUAGCACAGAACUUUCGAAUAGCGGACCAUGAGCCUUCAGUCAUGUUCCAAACUGUUAAUAGUUGCGUCACUCGUUCAACUCUGCUAGCUGCUAGCAUACAAACGGACCAGCGUCUACCUGUACGACUACGGAAUGGAUUAGUCACACAACAUGCGUAUAGCAUCACAGGUCUUGCAAGGGUGCGGACUCGAAGUGGGGAAGUUCCUUUAAUUCGACUGAGGAAUCCUUGGGGCAAAGGAGAAUGGAACGGACCUUGGAGCGAUCGUUCCUGGGAGUGGGACAGUCUUCCAGAGCGAGAUCAAGAACUUCUCAGCUGCAGAAUCAGAAAUGAUGGAGAAUUUUGGAUGUCUUUCGAAGACUUUCUUCGAAACUUCACAUUCCUGGAUCUACUCCACGUGGGGCCUGAUGAUUGGAUGUUAGAGCCCGCCAUGCACAGCAAGAGGCCAUGGAGGGCCGUGCUGGCCCGAAGGCGCUGGCGCGUUGGCUUCAACGCUGGAGGCGGCCCGCAGUGCAAAGAUACUACAGCUAUGAAUCCGCAGUUCCGAGUACACAUUGCAAAAAAUGGUGCCAAAAAAUGCCACGUUGUGGUUUCUAUUUUGCAGUAUUACCCUUUAGGAUCUCAAAGCACUGAACAGAGUAAAAAAAUAGCCUUACUGCCUUUGGGAUUUACUGUGUAUGAGGUACCUCCAAACAUGGCUCGUAUCAGUAGUCAUUUUGUUCAGACUCAUCAGCCUUUGGAUAUCAUCGUCCAUUCGCCAAUCAGGGAAGCCGUCAUAUUCUUCACGUUGCCACCCGGAGAUUUCGUUAUUAUGCCUUUCACUGUGCAACCCAACUGUGAGACGAAGUUUCUCUUGAGGAUUUUCACUGACGAAGUCAGCAAUAUAUGGGAAGUGAAUGAUGAAAACGUCCUAAUUAAAGACCUUACAUUUUCCUACAGUACAGAUUUCACAGCACUGCAGAAUGACUAUCCAGUUUUAACGAAGCUAAUGCCUAAGGUUCCGUUAGAAAUUGACGCUCUUUUACUGCAAAAGAUUUUACGUUCUAUUUGGAAAUCUUUAAAUCUCUUGUGCGAAAAGCCAAGUCUCGAGCUUUGUAAAAAUCUUAUCAUGUUGAGAGACCCUCUUAUUACGGGAAAAAUCACCAAAAAUGAGCUUCCGGGAUUGCUGUACACCCUUCAACAUUGGCGUGCUGCUUUUGGUAAACAUGAUACGAAUAACAGGAGCAAAACCAGUAGCUUUAAUUUGAGAAGUGCACUGUGGGAUGCAGGACUCACGAUCAGCAACAAAGUUCUUGAAUGCUGCAUUUUGCGAUUUACUAAACACAGUGUCUUAACUUCAGAAGCUUUCCUCUUAACUCUAGUCAAAAUAUAUUUGGCUCAUGAGCGAUUUCAAACAGUUGAAAAGAAAAUGAAAGAAAACGGAAUGACUUUAGAAGAGAUGAUUCUUCUAACUGUGUACUCCUGAAUUAUCACCAACUUCACCAAGAGAAAAAUGUCACAAUCUUCCAUCGUACUAUUCUUCAUUAUUUUAAAAUGAUUUAUGAAUAUGUAAAUCAACGUAUAGUUAAAAACUAUUAUUGUUCUGUCAAACACCAGUUCAAAAAAAUGUCAAUAUCAUCAAAAGCAUUUGGUAUUUCAGAACGCAUCUUUCUUUCUAGUCAUUUCUGAUUGCACGUUAUGUAGCUCAUUGAAUAUGAUAUUUUUGGUGUUACACAAUCAUUUUUCCGUUUUAAAAUGCAUUGCAA